Molecule: messenger RNA, 3267 nt
Organism: Penicillium atrosanguineum
Lineage: Eukaryota; Fungi; Ascomycota; Eurotiomycetes; Eurotiales; Aspergillaceae
Exons: 2
Coding region: 1-3267 (1088 amino acids)
Source: RefSeq, a predicted model, not a curated record
AUGCUAGCCUCUUUGCUUCGUCCAAAAGGACGGCGGGAUCGCAUUGACCAGACGCCUUUCUCCUCCCCGUUUACACCCAGUGAAACCUCUCCGUGGUUUCGAGCGGCCGCGCGACGCGUUCCGCCGCGCGCUCGCGAUGCCAACCACAGCAGUGAAGACGACGCGCCAGAACUCGAGGAGAUCGACGAGGAAAUGGACGAGGACUGGGUUGGGGAAGAGGACGAGGAAGACGAUGGGCCGGUCGAGUCAACCCCUCUCUUGCCCCUGUUCUCCUCGUCGCAUUUGGAUGCCCUGCCCGUGUACGAUAUCACCCAUGCUAUCCGUCCCUUAAUCGCCUCUCGAUGCGAGACAACCUUGACCUGGGACCAACUGCGCUCACCUCAAGUCUCACAGUUCCUCGUCAAGCCGAUCCAGCAGAAAAUUAUGGCGGCACACUUCUCACGAGCCACCCUCUAUGCUUUGAUGGCCAAUUGCCUGCAGUUCGAAAAGGAAAUCCAACUCAGCCCUGGCAACAGUGGUGCUAAUCAGACCAGAGCGAUGGUAAGCGAGCUGCUUGCCAUCAAGUUAUUGCGGGAAUACACAACCAGGGAAUUGAUCGACGCCUUGUCCUAUGAGUUCUAUCCUCUCCAGGGUCAGGAUCCCGCUGCUGCAUGGUCACCUAGCCCACAGGGAAGGCGAUUGGCAGGCUCGGCCCGUGUAUCGUGUCUGGAGGUGGCCAUUCGUGCCCAGGCCAAGCGAUUCCUGGCCCAUCCGGUAGUGGUGCAGCAAUUGGAGGCCAUUUGGGCCGGCACGAUCGUCUUCCAUUCUGCUGCCGAUCACCUCCAUCGCCAGGGGAACAGAGCUACCGCUGGCGAUCUGGACUACGGGACGUCGUUGGACCAGAGUGGAAACCAGGUGCCUAUCCCUCGCAGUGCACAGCACAGGCGGUCCGUGACUUUGUACAAUCCUCGCGACGCAUCAUUAUUCAAACUCUCGCGAUUACGGGUUCCGCGCUAUCGCCAAUUUCUCUCGACAUUGUCUUUCGCAGUCUUACUUGGACUGUUUUUGGCGGUUUUAAGUCAAAAGAGUCGGUCGAUCACAUCCCUCGAGAUCUUGUUCUGGUUCUGGAGCGCGGGAUUCAUGCUGGACGAGAUCGUCGGAUUCAACGAGCAGGGAUUCAGCCUUUACCUUAUGAGCUUUUGGAACCUUUUUGACCUGGGUAUUCUGUUGCUGCUCUUCUGUUACUGCUGCCUUCGGAUCUAUGGGACUUUUUUGACAUAUCCGCGUAACCGUGAUUUGGCCGACCUAGCAUACGAUAUCCUGGCUGCUAAUGCAGUACUGCUGUUUCCGCGUCUCUUUUCGAUUCUUGACCAUUAUCGCUAUUUCUCCCAACUGCUGAUUGCGUUCCGCAUUAUGGCCGCGGAUCUGAUUGCGGUCUUCGUACUUAUCGUGAUUGCAUGCAGUGGCUUCUUCGUCGCCUUCUUGUCUUUUGGAAACGAUAACUCACCGAGAACAGUGGCCUACGGUUUAUUCCAGAUGCUUAUGGGCUUUACACCCACUGCAUGGGCCAUGUGGGAAGAUUACAACUUCGUGGGAAGGGCAAUUUUGACGCUCUUCCUCUUUAUAUGUCAUUUCGUGGUGGUGACCAUACUAAUCACUGUCCUCACCAACUCCUUCAUGAGAAUUGUUCAAAAUGCCAACCAGGAGCAUCAAUUCUUGUUUGCUGUCAACACGAUUUCAAUGGUAAAAUCCGAUGCCCUGUUUUCCUACGUGGCCCCGGCAAAUACUAUCGCUUGGCUUGUGACGCCUUUGCGAUCUGCAAUGCCGUUCCGUCAGUUCAUUAAACUCAACCGAACGAUCAUCAAAAUCACUCACCUACCGAUUCUUUUCACUAUUUGCCUGUACGAGAGGGCGAUUCUCAGUCGCCAAGUAAUUGAGCCGAUAGAUCUGGUUGAAACCACGUCCCGUGAAGAAGCAUCAGGCCGCCCGCAAAAUCGGCCACCUAGUCGGUUCCGUGGAUUUAGCUCAAAAGCACACCCUCUGGUGCGAGAGCCAUCUGUUGCGACGUAUCAGAAAGACCGGGCGCUAGAGGAGGUGUUCCGAAGGCCGUUUGGGGAAGAAGGGAUGCAUGAGCGGCGACCCAGUAGCAUUCUGAAGCGCCAGACAAAUAAUGUGAUCAAAGACUGGAUGCAGGAAAUCGGCUCUGGCCCUGCUCACACUCCCGAUGAACAAGACUCAGCCGUCCUUGAAAUGCCUCCGCGUCGACCUCGGCUCCCCUUCCGGAAGACAUUGACUACGCAUGGUCGGAACUUCACUGAGACUACUCGUUCGGUGGCAUCAAAUCCGGAGGACCGAGUCAGUCAUAUUGUCAGCCCUCCGUUCCGACCUCGUCGCGAAUCGGUCUCCCCGACUCGCACCCGGCAGUUCUCGCAGCACACGGAUAUGGAGGGAGAUGACGAGCUAACUAGUGACGACGAGGACUCGCAUGGCAAACAGUCGGACAAGGGAUCCAUCGAUGACGACAAGCAUAUCAUAAGCACCGAAAAGACGACACCCAAAUUUUACAGCUCUCGACCAUCCACCGCACGAGUGUCGCGCCGUGGCAGCCCCACGCGUCGGCCCAUGCACGCUCGAAAUGCAUCUGGCAUCACCAUGCUCUACAAUCCGCUCGAGUCGCCGAAAGAAAGGACAGAGGGUCGUAGCAUCCCUCUACGAACGCAUGACGACUCUUCCGAUGACGAGAAUCCCGCUCUCGUGUCUGCGUCCGUUGACCAAGGCACGAUGAGGAAACAUGCACUGAAGGCGAUCAUGGCUCGCAACAUGUCUGGCGGUUUGAACCCAAUGUCUGUUCCAGAGCUCGACUACCUCUCUGACCGCCCUUCCGCACGACGUCAGCGGUCUUUGCUGUUUGAUCUCGGAUCUGAUCUGGGGGAUAACAGAGCAGUGGCUGGCGGUUUUGCGGGUGCCAUUCCAGGCAGUUUCAAUACCCAGAUUGCACUCGCCACUGGGGGUAUCCGCCGGGAUCUGCCUAAUCAAGACAUGCUGAGCAAAUUAGUAUUGGCUCGCAUGAACAACAUUGAAGAAGGCUUCCGCGAAGUGAUCAAAGAAGUCAAAGACCUCGCACGCGGGGGAUCUAGUCGCAGUCGCAGUCGCAGCCGGUCCGACCUGCUUCGAACAGCCGGACGCGAGAAGGAAAAGAAGAAGCGAGGGGAGAAGAAAGACACCAAGAAGCGCAGGCCGAACUUGGAGGAGAAUCAGGAGACGCGCGUCGGGAACCCCGAAGCGUAA